Molecule: messenger RNA, 1474 nt
Organism: Capsicum annuum
Lineage: Eukaryota; Viridiplantae; Streptophyta; Magnoliopsida; Solanales; Solanaceae
Product: syntaxin-124-like
Exons: 2
Coding region: 327-1262 (311 amino acids)
Biological process (GO): intracellular protein transport; vesicle fusion; exocytosis
Cellular component (GO): endomembrane system; plasma membrane; SNARE complex
Molecular function (GO): SNAP receptor activity; SNARE binding
Source: RefSeq, a predicted model, not a curated record
CUGCAUAGCCUCAAAUAAUAUUAAUCUCAAAAAUCCUUUUGACAAAUAAUGAUUUUGAUCAAUUGUGAUCUCUAAAUGAAGCCUUUGCUCUUGUCUCCUUCUCUUCUUCUCCCUCCUCCAAUUCACCACCCCAUUAAUGAAGAGAGAAGGUUUAGACAAGGGCACGACAUUUUUCCCUUAUCAACUGGCUAUCAACCUAUCGCAACCCUCCUUUUUAUACCUAUUGUGGGACAAACCAACAAUUUAUGUAAAGAGGAUAGGUUCAAGCCAAGGUUAAUUUGUCCAUAGGGGGGGGAGGGAAAAGAAGAGAUUGAAAUCAAUCAAAAAUGAAUGACUUAUUUUCUAAUUCGUUUAAAAGAUAUCAGGACCUUAAAAAACAGGUCCAAGUAGAUGAUUUGGAGGGUGGUCGAGUUGGUCCAUCAGGAAAUGAAAGCAUUGAUCUUGCUAAUUUUUUUGAAGAUGUAGAGAAUGUGAAAGAGGACAUGAAGGAUGUCGAAAAAUUCCACAAAAAAUUACAAGAAUCAAAUGAAGAGAGCAAACUUGUGCACAAUGCCAAGACUGUUAAAGAAAUAAGGUCUAGGAUGGACUCGGACGUGUCACAAGUCUUAAAACGCGUCAAGAUGAUCAAAGGAAAAUUGGAAGCCCUCGAGCGAUCCAAUGUAGCUCAUAGGAAAAUCCCAGGGUGUGGUCCGGGUUCUUCUGCAGAUCGAACAAGGACUUCUGUAGUUAGCGGGUUAGGGAAGAAAUUAAAAGUCCUCAUGGAUGAAUUCCAAGCACUCAGGGCAAGAAUGAAUGAUGAAUAUAAGGAGACGGUUGCAAGAAGAUACUUUACUGUGACAGGAGAGAAGGCUAAUGAUGAUAUGAUUGAGAAUUUGAUAUCAAGUGGGGAGAGUGAGUCUUUCCUCCAGAAAGCAAUCCAGGAACAAGGUCGGGGCCAGAUUAUGGACACAAUUUCAGAAAUACAAGAAAGACAUGAUGCUGUGAAGGAAAUUGAGAGGAAUUUGAUUGAGCUACACCAAAUAUUUCUAGACAUGGCUGCAUUGGUGGAAGCACAAGGGCAACAACUGAAUGAUAUUGAAAGUCAUGUGGCACAUGCAAGUUCCUUUGUUAGGAGAGGCACAGAUCAAUUACAAGAAGCUAGAGAGAUCCAAAAAAGCUCAAGAAAGUGUGCUUGCUUUGCUGUUUUUCUUAUUAUUAUUCUUAUCAUUCUCCUUACUUUCCCUCUCUGGUGGCCACUAAUUGCUAGCAAAAUAACAACAUAAGGAAAAAAAAAAAAAAGAAAAAGAAAACAACCUACCUGAAUAUUUUAAUUAAGAAAAGACUUGUUUGGUUGUUUUGAAGAAGAAAUUAACCAAUAAAAGUUUGAUCAGGUUGUUGUGAAUUUUAGGAUAACCUUUUUUUUCAAUUUUUUUGGCUACAUGACUAUUGUUUGUAAGAAUUUUAUUCUUGUAUUCAUAGUAAAUAUUUUCUUUUC